AGAACACCGGCUGAGAGCGAGUCGGUCUACAGAACGGCGCAGAAGCACGUUAAAGCUCAUCCUCGGAGAAAGCGGCCUUUCUUUCAAAGCGAAUGGCUGAGACUCAGAAGAAGUUUGAUUUUGCCAUCGACCGUGGAGGGACCUUCACUGAUGUUUUCGCUCAUUUGCCGGACGGUAGAGAGCGGGUCCUCAAACUACUCUCACACGACCCCCAGAACUACAAGGAUGCACCCACUGAGGGCAUCCGUCGUGUACUGGAACAGGAAACAGGCCGCAGUUUCCCAAGGGAGCAGCCUGUGGACUCCUCUCUGAUUGGAUGGAUCAGAAUGGGCACCACAGUGGCCACUAAUGCACUACUGGAGCGGCAGGGUGAGCGGACCGCUCUGCUGGUGACCCGCGGGUUCAAAGACUUGCUGCACAUCGGCACUCAGGCCAGACCCAACCUGUUCGAUCUGCGGGUGUGUAUGCCGGACGUUCUUUAUGAGGAGGUCAUUGAAGUGGAUGAGAGAGUUGUCCUGAGACAAGAUGGAUGCCAGCUGUCCAGGGAAGAGCCUAAACGUAUAGUCACAGGCAGUACAGGGGAGAGUCUGGAGGUCUGGCAGGAGUUGGAUUUGCACCGGGUGGAGAGAGAUUUGAAGGCAGUUUUGUCCCGUGGAAUCACAAGUCUGGCUGUGCUGCUGCUGCACUCCUACAUAUGGCCGGCCCAUGAGAAGGCUGUGGGAUCGUUGGCAUGGCGACUUGGGUUCACCCAGGUGUCUCUGUCUAGUGAGGUUAUGCCCAUGAUCAGAGCAGUACCCCGCGGGUACACAGUGUGUGCAGAUGCUUAUCUCACCCCAAAAAUACACCAGUACCUCAGUGGAUUCACCUCUGGCUUCAAGGGGGGACUGAAGGAUGUGGACGUGUUGUUUAUGCAGUCUGAUGGAGGCCUGACCCCUAUGGAGCAGUUCAGUGGCUCGCGGGCGGUUCUCUCAGGUCCGGCUGGAGGAGUGGUGGGAUAUGCAGUCACUUCCUACAGUUCUACUGAGAAGAAGCCUGUCAUUGGAUUUGACAUGGGAGGCACGUCCACAGAUGUUAGCCGCUACGCUGGGCAGUAUGAACAUGUGUUUGAAGCUACUACAGCUGGAGUCACACUGCAGGCGCCUCAGCUGGACAUCAACACUGUGGCGGCAGGAGGAGGCUCACGCUUGUUCUUUAGGUCAGGGAUGUUUGUUGUUGGUCCUGAAUCUGCUGGAGCUCACCCAGGUCCUGCCUGCUACAGAAAAGGGGGCCCUCUCACAGUCACUGAUGCUAAUCUGGCCCUCGGUCGACUGCUACCCGACUUCUUCCCUCACAUCUUCGGCCCUGGAGAGAACGAGCCGCUCUCCACAGAGGAAACAAUGAAGGGGUUUCAGCAGCUCACCCAGGACAUCAACCACUUCCUGUCCAGCAGCCAAUCAGAACACGGAGCCAGCCAGAAAAAGGGCAAAUCGGAAAUGAGCUUGGAGGAGGUCGCCAUGGGAUUCAUCAGAGUUGCGAAUGAGGCCAUGUGUCGGCCAAUCAGAGCACUUACUCAGGCUAAGGGUCACGAUACAUCUCAGCAUGUGCUGGCAUGUUUCGGAGGAGCUGGGGGUCAGCAUGCCUGUGCCAUCGCAAGAGCUUUGGGCAUGAAAACUGUCUUCAUACACAAGUACAGUGGAGUCCUGUCAGCGUAUGGUUUAGCACUGGCUGAUGUGGUAGAGGAGGCUCAGGAGCCGUGUUCUCUGCAGUAUAAAGAGGAUUCUUACUCUGAGCUGGAUCGCAGGAUACAGGAGCUCACCCAGCGCUGCCAGAACACACUGCAACAACGAGGCUUCAGCUGUUCUCAGAUCAGUACGGAGGUGUUUCUACACAUGCGAUAUGAGGGAACGGACUGUGCUCUCAUGGUCAAUGCCAGUGGCUACCCCGGGCAUGCUCAGUCCUGUCAGGCCGGAGACUUCCGCACCUCUUUUACCAAACGAUAUCUGAAGGAGUUUGGCUUUACCAUUGCUGAUCGGCCUAUAGUGGUAGAUGACAUCCGUGUGCGAGGGUCGGGGAAAUCUGGCAUUAAGUCAGUAACCAUAGCCAAAAAAGGGCAUGACUCCUCAAAACCAACAAAGGUUACCAAGUGUUACUUCGAGGAGGGAUAUCUGGACACCAGUGUGUACAUGUGGGAUGAUUUGACAUGUGGCUACAGCAUUGAGGGACCAGCUAUAAUCAUUGAUAAGAACAGCACCAUCCUGGUGGAGCCGGGCUGUUCUGCACAGCUGACUGAGAGUGGAGACAUGUGUGUUGCUGUGGGAACAGACAGCCAUUGUGUGUUGGGGACUGAACUGAACACAGUGCAGCUGUCCAUCUUCUCCCAUCGCUUCAUGAGUAUAGCAGAGCAGAUGGGCCGCGUGUUGCAGAGGACGUCCAUCUCCACGAACAUUAAGGAGCGUCUGGAUUUCUCCUGUGCAGUGUUUGGGCCUGAUGGAGGUUUAGUUUCUAAUGCUCCACACAUACCUGUCCAUCUUGGAGCUAUGCAGGAGACUGUGCAGUACCAGUUAAAGGCUAUAGGCAGCAGCCUGAAGGAGGGUGAUGUAAUUCUGAGUAAUCACCCCUGCGCCGGGGGCAGUCACCUGCCUGACCUCACCGUCAUCACUCCGGUAUUUCAGCGAGGUGUGAGCAGGCCAGUGUUCUUUGUGGCCAGCAGGGGGCACCAUGCUGACAUAGGUGGUAUCACCCCAGGCUCUAUGCCCCCACACUCCACCUCUCUGCAGCAGGAGGGAGCCGUCUUCACCUCCUUUAAGCUUGUGACUGAAGGAGUCUUUCAGGAGAAGGCUGUCACCGAUGCCCUCAUGGCUCCGGCUCAGUACCCAGGAUGUUCUGGGACGCGCAAUCUCCACGACAACCUGUCAGACCUGCGAGCUCAGGUGGCAGCCAAUCAGAGAGGGAGCCAGCUGGUGGGGGAGUUGAUUGACUGUUAUGGACUGGCUGUGGUCCAGGCAUAUAUGGGUUACAUUCAGAGUAACGCAGAGCUAGCUGUUCGAGACAUGCUGAAAGAGUUUGCCCGUCGCCGCCGGCAACAGACUGGCUCCUUAGAAGUGGAGGCAGAAGAUCAGAUGGAUGAUGGAACACCAAUCAGAUUAAAAGUGCAGAUAAAUGAAGAGGAGGGCAGUGCAGUGUUUGAUUUCUCUGGAACAGGCACAGAAGUGUGGGGAAACUGCAAUGCCCCUCGUGCCAUCACUCUUUCUGCUCUGAUCUACUGUCUGCGCUGCAUGGUGGGACAGGAGAUUCCUCUCAACCAGGGCUGUCUAAACCCCAUCAAAGUCAUCAUUCCUCCCGGCUCCAUCCUGCAGCCUUCACAGAGCGCUGCAGUGGUGGGCGGUAAUGUUCUGACCUCUCAGAGAGUGGUGGACGUCAUCUUCAGAGCGUUUGAAGCCUGCGCUGCCUCUCAGGGCUGCAUGAACAACGUGUCGUUCGGCAGCGAGAAGAGCGGUUAUUAUGAGACUGUUGCUGGAGGAGCAGGGGCGGGACCAGGCUGGAAUGGGCGGAGCGGCGUCCACAGUCACAUGACCAACACCCGCAUUACUGACCCCGAGAUUCUGGAGAAGAGGUACCCGGUGGUCCUCCAGCAGUUUUCUCUCAGACCUGGUUCAGGAGGAGCAGGUCGUUUCCAAGGCGGGGAUGGGGUGAUCCGGAAACUCCUUUUUCGGAGUAAAAUGAUUUUAUCAGUGCUGACUGAGAGACGCUCUACACGACCUUAUGGUUUACAUGGGGGUGAGAGUGGAGCUGCUGGACUGAAUCUGCUGUACAGAGCUGACGGCCGAGUGUUAAACCUGGGAGCGAAAACCACUGUCAGCUUAGAACCAGGGGACGUGUUUUGUCUCCACACUCCUGGAGGAGGUGGCUAUGGAAGGGAGGAAGAUGAAACCGACAACCACCACAACCCCUCUAAGCGUCAGCGUCUGAAUGAAGCCUUCGCUGAGAGAGGGAGUGUGUUUGAGUACCGGCGUGCUCAGGAGAGUGUAUGAACCAUGAAGCAUGAACUCUUCUAGAACACGCUGCUUUCUAUUCUUUUAAAAAAAUAUAUUAGAUGUUAAUUAAACUUAUACGUUGUAAAAUAACUUGCACGUCACUUUAAAUAGUGCUGACUAAAGUUGUUAUGCAAGACCCACAAAUCUAAAUCGUGAUUGAUAAUUGCUCUCAUAUACAGUACAGGCCCAAAGUUUAAAUACCUUCUCAUUCAAUGCGUUUUCUUUUUAUGACUAUUUACAUUGUAGAUUCUCACUAAAGGCAUAAAAACUAUGAAUGAACACAUGUGGAGUUUUCUGUACUUAACAAAAAAAAUGACCCAGCCUCCACAGUCACCGGACCUGAACCCAAUCAGGAUGGUUUGGGGUGAGCUGGACCACAGAGUGAAGAAGGCAAAGGGGCAACACGUGCUAAACACCUCUGGGAACUCCUUCCUUCAAGACUGUUGGAAAACCAUUUCAGGUGACCACCUCUUGAAGCUCAUUGAGAGAAUGAUGCCAAGAGUGUGCAAAGCAGUAAACAGAGCAAAGGGCGGCUAUUUUGAAGAAACUAGAAUAUAAAACAUGUUUUCAGUUAUUUCACCUUUUUUUUGUUAAGUACAUAAAACUCCACAUGUGUUCAUUCAUAGUUUUGAUGCCUUCAGUGAGAAUCUACAACAUAAAUAGUUGAAAAAAAAGAGAAGGUGUAUCCAAACUUUUGGCCUGUACUGUAUUUGAAAAAUAUAAAGGUUUUUUUUUUAAAUAUAUUGUCCAGCCCUAAUUUUUUUUAUUAGAUUAACUCACUUAAAACAAGCGCAAUUCAGUUUGGAGUAAGUUAUUAAUUCUUAUAAUAAUACAAUAUUCACUUUAAUAUAAUAAGAAAUGUUAAGCAUUUGGACUACUUUUAAGAGAAUUUCACAUGUUAAAAAUAUAAUUUAUAAUGUUAUACAGUUAAUACAGGAGUGUCCAAACUACGGCCCGCGGGCCAUUUGCGGCCCGUUUCCUCUUUUGGAGCAGCCCCCGAGGUAUUUUAGAAAUAGAAUGAAAGUUGGCCCGCUGUUAAGCAGGUUUUUAUAAUGUGAGAUUCAAAGUUUGAACGCUAGGUGUCAGAAACGAGUCAAAGAGUCUAAAAGCGGAGAGAGUGCGCAUUUCUAGCGCAGAAAAACGGGGCAAAAGAGUCUAAAAGUGGAGAGGGUGCGCAUUUCUAGUGCAGAAAAACGGGGUAAAAGAGUCUAAAAGUGGAGAGGGUGCACAUUUCUAGCGCGGAAAAACGGGUCAAAGAUUCUAAAAGUGGAGAGAGUGCGCAUUUCUGGCGCAGAAAAAUGAGCCAAAGAGUCUAAAAGUGGAGAGAGUGCGCAUUUCUAGCGCAGAAAAAAAGGCCAAAGAGUCUAAAAGUUGCCGUAAGUAAGGAGUUUAAUAUUAAGAGACAUCAUUAAAUUAAACAUCAAUUUGAAAAAUCUUAGUUUACACAACACUGUCAAAGAUAAAGAUAGUAAGUCAAGUAAAAUGGUGUGUAAAUGAAAUAAUCAGGAAAAAAGUAUUAUUUAAAGUGGUAUAUUUCAUUAUUUGUUUUAUUACAGAGUUUGGCCCGUGACUUCAAAUAUAUUUCUCCUUCUGGCCCCCAACAAAAAAAGUUUGGACACCCCUGAGUUAAUACCACUAGAGCAACUCCAGUAUCCUUCAUCUUCAUCUUGCAUCUUGCUGAUUAUUAAAAAACAGCAGGAACUGGUACUGAACCAGUUCUAAAGCAUAUUCCUGCAGCUGCUACUAAAACAUCUACUAAUCUCCACUCACUGUAUGUUUUAUGUAAGGUAAUUGUCCUCAAAUGAAGGCUAAAUAAGAUGACGGCCUUUUACUACUCCAAGCUACUCCAGUAGGCUACCUCUAGUACUAGUCCUGUACUCUAACCUGAGCUGCUGUGUAAAUAGAGUAGAAUAGGAACCCAACGUCUCUACAUGAAGGAAACGGGUUCUGUGUACUGUAUUUUUACUCCACUGUAAACCAGCACAACUCCAGUAAAACAUACUGUAACAUAAUAAAAGUCUUUAGAAAGAAAAAAAAUUAAAAGGGUUCAAGUUUG
Messenger RNA from Astyanax mexicanus (Mexican tetra), 6069 nucleotides. It is a transcript of the gene oplah, whose product is annotated as 5-oxoprolinase, ATP-hydrolysing. Lineage: Eukaryota; Metazoa; Chordata; Actinopteri; Characiformes; Acestrorhamphidae. Gene Ontology annotation, biological process: glutathione metabolic process. The record is from RefSeq and is a predicted model, not a curated record. Gene Ontology annotation, cellular component: cytosol. The coding region runs from base 93 to 4010 and encodes 1305 amino acids. The transcript has 27 exons. Gene Ontology annotation, molecular function: 5-oxoprolinase (ATP-hydrolyzing) activity.